Messenger RNA from Funneliformis caledonium, 297 nucleotides. The record is from the annotation of a GenBank genome assembly. NCBI's taxonomy places the organism in Eukaryota, Fungi, Glomeromycota, Glomeromycetes, Glomerales, Glomeraceae.
AUGUUUUUUACUCCCGAAGGGUCACUUUCACAAAGGAAUGGUGAAAAACGACCUUCUGGAUCUGAUGAAGAGUCUCGUCAAGAAGGACAACAUAAAAAGAAAGUUCCUCUUUUAGUUGAUGUUAUUCAAGAAAAUGAAGAAAAGGAUAAAAAGAUCGACGCAUUACAGGCUCAAGUAGAUGAGCUCAAAGAUUUCAUAAAGAUACUUGCAAAGGGCAAACAUAAGUCGAUUGAUCCAAAGGACAUAAUUAUCAAGUUGUCCGAUGACAAUUAUAUUUCCCAACCUAAUAUAACCUGA